Molecule: messenger RNA, 771 nt
Organism: Prunus mume (Japanese apricot)
Lineage: Eukaryota; Viridiplantae; Streptophyta; Magnoliopsida; Rosales; Rosaceae
Source: RefSeq, a predicted model, not a curated record
AUGUCAUGGCGAGCUAGUCGGCUGAAGUACUUUAAAAGAGAAUCCCAAAAAUAUUCACAGCUUCUCCGUCACAGGUCUGGGUUUGGAUGGAAUCCAACCACAAAGAAAUUCACUGCUCCUGAAGAAGUUUGGAAAGACUACUUUAAGUCCCACCCAAAAGACACAAGUAUUCAAACAAAAACUUGUGAGGACAAUGAGGAUUUGCAAAUUGUAAUUGGGAAUGCAACUGCUAUUGGAAGAAACUCAUUAGGAUUAGGUGAUGAUACUGAUGCAAGAACUUUUAGGGCGGAAGAUAGACAUGUUGGAAUAGGGGACUUUGUCUUUGAUGAUGAAAGUCAGGCUUUUAUACCAAAUCAUAAUGAACCACCACACCAAGAUCCACUACUCGGACAUUCUUCUUCAUCCUUCCCUUUUCAGGCCACUAAUUGUGAAGGUCCCUCAGAAAGCUCAAGCCAGAGAAAACGAAAUAUAACAGAUUUGGAAGGGAAUGCUAUCUCAAAUGAGACCACCCAGCAAGCUAUGGGAAGAAUUAGCCUUAGCAUUGAUUCAAUUGUGACUGACUUCCGGGGAGUCCAUAACCUAUUGGCAAAAAGGGAAAAAGAAAGAAAGCAACAAAGUUAUAUGUGGGAUGCCAUUAAGGAGACCCCAAUUUUGGAUGAACGUGUUCAUUAUAAAGUGCUAUCUUUGUUGAAUACUAACACAAAAAAGGAUGCAUUUUUGAAAAUGUCUCUUGAGAAGUGCUCAAAUUGGAUAUCCUACAAUUUGGAAUGA